Pongo pygmaeus (Bornean orangutan) is the source of this 2034-nucleotide messenger RNA. RefSeq names its product ankyrin repeat and SOCS box containing 17 (gene ASB17). The record is from RefSeq and is a predicted model, not a curated record. Lineage: Eukaryota; Metazoa; Chordata; Mammalia; Primates; Hominidae. Gene Ontology annotation, biological process: intracellular signal transduction. Bases 360 to 1247 code for a protein of 295 amino acids. The transcript has 3 exons.
AAACAUGCAGAACUUGAGAGACCAGGCAGACUACCUUGAACUGAAUUCUUAAAAAAUUAAAUAUAUUGUAUCUUAGCUUUCACGUAUGCCAUUUCUGUCCAAUAUGUCUCUUUCAAAUGUCACCAGUUACAUACAAUAUCCCCUCUGACCUAUGCUGGUGACCUCUACCUAUUGUGGAGGAAUCUCCACCUAUUGUGAUGUCAUCCAGUACUUUAUGGUAAUAUUUAUUUUUUCUGGUUACAGUUUAAAGGGCACUUCUGUUUGUGGAGUAAAGCCUGCCACAUUGUCAAAAUAUGUAACUGGAGGAUUACAGUAUGCUUAUCUCUGAUUUUAUUUCUACACUGCUGCUAUAAGUAACAAUGAGUAAAUCUACUAAAUUAUGUCGUAAGACUUCUUGUCCAAGAAGCAAUAUAUUCUGCAAUCUCCUUGACAAAAUUGUUAAAAGACCCUCCCUACAGUUUUUGGGUCAGUGGGGAUAUCACUGUUACGAACCAAGGAUUUACAGAUCACUGGCAAAAAUUCUGAGGUAUGUGGACUUGGAUGGUUUUGACGCACUACUCACAGAUUACAUUGCAUUUGUGGAAAAAUCAGGAUACCGUUUUGAAGUAAGUUUUAACCUCGACUUUACUGAAAUAUGUGUGAAUACAAUUCUGUACUGGGUUUUUGCCAGAAAAGGUAAUCCUGACUUUGUGGAAUUGCUUCUCAAGAAGACAAAAGACUAUGUUCAAGACAGAAGUUGUAACCUGGCACUGAUAUGGAGAACUUUCACACCAGUAUACUGUCCAAGCCCAUUAAGUGGCAUCACACCUCUCUUUUAUGUAGCUCAGACAAGACAGUCUAAUAUCUUCAAAAUACUACUACAAUAUGGAAUCUUAGAAAGAGAAAAAAACCCUAUCAACAUUGUCUUAACAAUAGUACUCUACCCUUCGAGAGUAAGAGUAAUGGUUGAUCGUGAAUUGGCUGACAUCCAUGAAGAUGCCAAAACAUGUUUGGUACUAUGUUCCAGAGUGCUUUCUGUCAUUUCAGUCAAGGAAAUAAAGACACAGCUUAGUUUAGGAAGACGUCCAAUUAUUUCAAAUUGGUUUGAUUACAUUCCUUCAACAAGAUACAAAGAUCCAUGUGAACUAUUACAUCUUUGCAGACUAACCAUCAGGAAUCAACUAUUAACCAACAAUGUGCUCCCAGAUGGAAUAUUUUCACUUCUAAUUCCUGCUCGUCUACAAAACUAUCUGAAUUUAGAAAUCUAACAUACGUCAAUGUCCUAAGUUCCUUAACAAUGCUUACCAAUGUAUGGCUUAGAAGUUAAUAAAAAUUAACUUCAUGUAAGUUUUUAUUGCAUUAAACAUUCAUUUAGAAAAUAUAUUUUCACACAACAUCUUAAUUGGAUCACUUUUUAAUCAAUACAUGACUCUGCCCAUUACCUUCUAUACAAUGGAAUAAAUUAUAUGCAUUUUACACAAAGAGAAAUAAACUAUUUUCAUCCAAAUUACAUCAAAAUGAAAAUAUCAGUUCAAUCUGUAUGUUCUUUCAUCACGAAGAAACUUAUCUAAAAAAAUAGAGUUUUCUCAGACAAUUUUUUGGCUAUUUUCUAAGUACUAGACUUUUUUCUCUAUAACUAUAUGCAAACAUGAGACUUGGAAGACAGUUCUCUAUGGAUCUCUCUCAUGUUUUUCCUGUCAGGAGCAGAGGCACUAAUUUCCAUUUAUUAUGGGCUAGCUUUUCAAGAAGUUUGUAUAGUGAGCAGUUUGGGAGAUAGAGAUAGUGUCUUCCUUUGGAGCAGAAAGCAGGUUUGUUUAUUGUUUAGUAUAAAAAAGUAAUGUCUUUCUCAGGCAAAGGUUGAGCAAGUUUGCUUGAAACUCACUACAAAAGAUUGGAAUUUCCCAAGCUCAGAGCUCCUCAGCUGUGACACAAAUCUACUGUGUCUACAUCUACUUGGACCACUCCAUAUCUUGGAGGGUGGAUCUAAGUGGAAUCGACACAAGCAUGAAUCUUAUGCUACUUGCUAAUGCCAUUAGUAAUAAAGUCCUUUGUUUC